Sipha flava (yellow sugarcane aphid) is the source of this 2705-nucleotide messenger RNA. RefSeq names its product axin (gene Axn). The record is from RefSeq and is a predicted model, not a curated record. NCBI's taxonomy places the organism in Eukaryota, Metazoa, Arthropoda, Insecta, Hemiptera, Aphididae. The transcript has 17 exons. The coding region runs from base 1 to 2628 and encodes 875 amino acids. Gene Ontology annotation, biological process: negative regulation of canonical Wnt signaling pathway.
AUGGAUUGUGAGCUAUUUCGAAAUGCAUGUAACAGAAGUAGCAAGGAGCGUGACACCAAUAGCUCCAUACCCAUGGUUAUGAUGAAUAAUAAUAUACUAAUCGACUCCGCCAGACCAAAAGUUUUACCCGGAGAAGAGUCUGAGCGAUCAUCUGAUGACAACGCUUGUCUGAGUCAAAAGUAUAAACAUAAUUAUGAAAAUAAAUGUGUGAAGUGCCACAAAACAAUAACUGAAUUCGGUCAACGAACAUCUGGUUCCAAAUGUCAUUUAUGCAACAUCCAGGAAUUUGUUGGAUGUGGUGCACGUCACGAUUACGAACCAGCAGACGGUGAUAGUGGUGAUCGGGAAUCAUUAUCCCCAAAUGAAAACCAAAAUACGGGACCCAUGUUAUGGGCCCGAAACUUAAAUAGCUUAUUGACUGAUCCUGAAGGAGUUAAUCUUUUUCGACAACAUUUAAAGCUAGAAGAAGAAUCCGGACAAGGACAACAAUGCAGCAAGGUGCUCGAGUUUUGGUUAGCUUGUCAGGGGCUCUAUGGUCAUACAGAUCAAAAAGCAGACAAGCUACGUUUAAUCAUUUACAAAAAACUGUUCCUAAAAGCAGAUUUAGGUGUAGAUGAAGAAUCUAGGAGAGAUGUUAUACAAAGGGUUAAAAAAUCUAAUAUUGACAAAACAUCUCUUCCUAAGAAUCUGUUUGACAAAGCCCUGGUACAAGUGGAAAACUUUCUAAAUGAUACUUUGUAUCCGGCAUUUCUACAAUCUGAUACCUACAUUACUUUUAUUCGGUCUCUAGAUUGUGGCAUUGACUUUUAUGAUGGUAAAGUAGUGAACCACAUACCAGACACAGAAGAAAAAGUAGUGCCUUCUAGGUAUCAAGCACCACCAGAUCGCAAUCAAACUUUGAUGACUCUUAAAGAAGAUGCUGAAUUAUCUAACCAUGACCUAAAGCAAUCCAAAGACUUUCCUAUGAAGUUGACUCAAUCACUUUUGGAAAUGUCUCAAAAACAAAGGUCUCAUUUGGAAAAAGGAGAGUUUCUUCAAAGAGCAAAGACUUCAAAAAUGGGCAUCUACAACCCAAAUCCCAGUACUCCUUAUCACCAAUCUUGGUGGGGUACAAAACCUAGAGCUACGCACGUAUCUUACAACCCAAAUUCAGCCCAAGAUAGUGAUCUAGCUAGUCUGAGUGAAGCAUCCGUAUCUACUGAUUGUUUAAGAAGGCAAUUGGCUGAGAUUCGUGAUCCAAAAAUUAUAGCCAAGAAAACUGCUCAACUAGAAAUGAAAGAAGUACAGAAGUAUGCUCGUAGAAAUGUUGAGGGCUCAAUGACCACUACCAUUAUUCCUCGGACCAUGAGAGAACCUCAAUGCAAUAAACCAGCAAUGGAGCCAAAAAAGUUUGCAUCCAUACUAACUGAAAAAUUAGAAAAAAUAAAACAAGAACGUGAUGUAGAGGAAAAAAGAGAUACUAAAUUGAUCAAAACUCUUUCAGAGCUUAAAUUUGACAGUGAAUCUGGCAAAAUUGACGAUCCCAAAAUGUUAGAUGAAAUGUUUCGGGCAUCAUUAAAACUACCUGAUGGUAGUGAUGAUGAAAUAUUAGAUCAACAUGUACAAAAAUACUUUAAAUCACCUCCUAAAUCACCUGAACACUCGUUACAUAGGCGACAGGGGUCAGGCAAAGUCAAUCGACCUGUUCAACAAUUAGCCAGUAGUUAUCUGGCUGCAGCUAAUCCUAAUUUGUGCAAACGCAGAGAUAAAGAUAAUAGAGCAUCUGGUUAUGAUAGUGGCAAUUACACAGACUUCACAGCAGAUAGUUCUGAACCUGGCCGACAUGUGCCUAAAAGUCGGUCAAUACCAGACUAUCAAAAUGCUGUUCCAAACCCAGAACUUCGAGUGUCAAGUUUAGGACGUCAUACAUGGGGCAGUCGGCGUACAAUGACAGAUAGUGGAAUCAGUGUUGUAUCAGGUCAAUCACAGUUACCAACUAAUGUCAACAAGAUGAGAGAAGACCGGUCUACUAAUCGAUGUAUGGUAUGGCUUCAAGAAAGCCCUAUGUGCGCUGGUGAUGCACUUGCUGAUCCCGGUCCAGCUUUUAGCUGGUGUACAGCAUCGACUAAUUCUACAGCUGUAAAAGCUUCUUCCCUUGAUUGUGGAAGUAGUGGCUCCUGGACAAAUCACAUGCCUAAGCAGCCAUUUGUUGCUGACCCCAAUAUGCCACCACCACCUUUCCCCAAUACUGACAAUCAGUUAAUUGAAGCUGGUCGCAGACUUAACGACCAGGUGGCGAAAAAGAAUCACAAACAGAGAACUUCUUCUUCAUCAUCUGGCCGUGGACUUCCUGCAGAAGAAUUGGCACCAUCAACAUCUAAUAUAAUCACCGCUUCACCUACCACUACCACUGUUGUUUAUAAUUUUAAUGAUGAAGAAUUUCCAUUCAGAAAGAAAAUCGCUGGACAUCCAAUCACAUUGAAACAAUUCAUUGAAUGUAUGCCAAAGAAAGGACAUUACAGAUAUUUUUUCACUACUGAAUUUGAUGAAUCUCCAUCAACUGGCAUCCAAGAAGAAAUCACGGACGACAAUCAAGUGUUACCACUAUGGAAGGGCAAAGUUAUGGCAAGCUUGAGACUUAUCGACUGAUUGAACAAUUAUUAAAUUUAAUUUAUUAUAUUUUUUAUUAAGUGCCUAGUUUAAAAAACAAAUUACUUAUAUAAUAC